AUGCCCAAACGACCCACCACCACUCCCCGAAGAAGAGACCGAGAACAAGACCGAGAAUCAACCCCCCCUCUCCCCCCCUACGAACCCCCAACCAGCACCCUAACCACCCUAUCGCACCAACCCACCACCGCCCCCGCCCUCUCCGCCCUCCUCGCAACACACACCUCCUCCACCCUAAGAACACAUCUCCAGCACGCGCAGGAGAAACUCACCGAUGCGGCGGGGGAGAUCAACGAGCGGUUAACGGAUGCGAAGGAACGGAGUAAGAAGGCCAAAGAACGGAGAAUGAAUCUACGUUCUCAUACCGAAGAAAAUAAUAUCGGAGAGGGGGGAGAAGAAGGGAAUGGAAGUGAGGAGGAGGAAGAGGAGGAGGGUGGGGAUGGAAUUGAAGAGUUCGAAGAGAGAGUGAAAGCGACGACGAAGAUCCUGGAGGAGACGAUUCGAGGGGUUAUUGAUAAGGAGGUUAGGGGAGAAGAGGUGGGAAGGGUUAUUGCGGGGUUGGAGGGGGGUGUUGUUGAACGGAUGAGGGUUAGGGGGGUGAGGAGGAGUCAGAGGGGGGUGCAGUUGAGGAGGAGGUUGAGGGGUGAUGGUAGUGAGGAGGAAGAAGAAGAGGGUGGGGAAGAGGAGGGUGUGGAUGUAGAUGAGGAUGAAGAGGGCGCGGUACCGUUCCUGGCGCAGUUCGAGGAUGAGUUACGGGGCAAGAUGGAGGAGUAUAAUGGGUUGAGUUUGACGAGACGCUACACAACCAACAACUCCUACAUCGGCUUCUACAAAAUCAUCCACGAAGCGAAACACAUCGGCGACGAGAUCCCUCCUCCACCUCACCCAUCAACCUGGUUCUCUCAUCUGGAAGAUCCCCAUUCACAAUCCCAACCACAUCACCAUCCAUCUACCACAUCCACCACCACCACAUCUACAUCCACCAGACAAACCAAAACCACCACCACCACCCGCUCUCACCCCCGUCCCUCCCCCUUCCCAUCUGCUUCCGAAGACGACGAAAUCGCCAUCCAAACCGAACGCAUCUCCCUAAAAUGUCCACUGACGCUGCUCCCCUUCCGCGACCCCGUCAGCAGCACGAAAUGCCCACACAGUUUCGAGCGCGAGGCGAUAUUCACCAUGAUCAGCGGGAGUAAUCAGAUGGUGCCUGAUCCGCGGGGAUCAUCUGGAUCUGGAUCUGGAGGAGGUGGUGGUGGUGGUGGAAGGGCAAGGAAGCGCGUGCGCAGCGUCAAGUGUCCCGUGUGUGAGGUGCAGUUGACGGAGUUUGAUCUGCGGAGUGAUCCUGUGUUGGUGAGACGGGUGAAGAGGGCGGAGAUGGCGGAGUUGAGGGAGAGGGAGAGGGAGAUGUUGGGGGAGAAUCAGGAUCAUGAUGGUAAUGAUCAAGGUGAGGUGGGGGGUGGGGGGAAGAGGAAGAGGAGUGGGAGGAGGGGGAGUGCGGUUGAGGUUGAUGAUGGUGAUAGUGGUGAUGAUGAUGAUGAUGAUGAUGGGGAGGAGAGGAUUAGAGUUAAGAGGGAGAGAGGUAUGUCUGUUGCUGCUGCUGCUGCUAGGAUUAAGCAGGAGAGGGCGGGGUCGAUGGUCGGUGUUGAGGAAGUUGAUUUGGAUGGAGAGGAAGAAGGGGAAGGGUAUGAUUCUAUGUAUGAUGAGUGA
Molecule: messenger RNA, 1647 nt
Organism: Aspergillus piperis CBS 112811
Lineage: Eukaryota; Fungi; Ascomycota; Eurotiomycetes; Eurotiales; Aspergillaceae
Product: SUMO ligase MMS21
Exons: 2
Coding region: 1-1647 (548 amino acids)
Biological process (GO): protein sumoylation; double-strand break repair via homologous recombination
Cellular component (GO): nucleus; Smc5-Smc6 complex
Molecular function (GO): SUMO ligase activity; zinc ion binding
Source: RefSeq, a predicted model, not a curated record